GCAACUACAGUCGGUUGUACGUAUGUUUUGUGUUUACUCGAGCAGCAGGAUUUUGCUUUCUGCAGCUGAUAAUCCCAUCGACAGCAGUUGUUAUCACAUCGUGGGUGUCACUGAUAUGAUAUCUAUUAUCCUAACAAUUACAUUUUUGUUGUUUUCCUACAAUGAGGUAAUGCCGCGUGUCAGCUACAUCAAAGCAAUGGAUGUUUAUCUUGGUUAGUU
Molecule: messenger RNA, 219 nt
Organism: Gongylonema pulchrum
Lineage: Eukaryota; Metazoa; Nematoda; Chromadorea; Rhabditida; Gongylonematidae
Source: the annotation of a GenBank genome assembly